Messenger RNA from Wickerhamiella sorbophila, 732 nucleotides. Its product is annotated as Ribonuclease H. Gene Ontology annotation, biological process: DNA replication, removal of RNA primer. Lineage: Eukaryota; Fungi; Ascomycota; Dipodascomycetes; Dipodascales; Trichomonascaceae. The record is from RefSeq and is a predicted model, not a curated record. Gene Ontology annotation, molecular function: RNA-DNA hybrid ribonuclease activity; magnesium ion binding; nucleic acid binding. The transcript has a single exon. The coding region runs from base 1 to 732 and encodes 243 amino acids.
AUGCCUAAAAAAGUGUACGCUGUUAAAAGCGGAAGACGAACAGGUAUUUUCAAUACUUGGGAUGAAGCCAAGGCUCAAGUAAAUGGCUAUUCAGGCGCUCAAUUUAAAAGCUUCAGUGACGCCGAAAGUGCCUCAAACUACAUGAAGGCAAGCAAGCCCUCAAGCACUCCAUAUUCAAGUGCAAGCUGCAAGAGUCGCAAUACAUCCUCUAUUGAGAAUAGCAGUGAUAUAUACAGCUCAAAAAGCUUCGAUCUACCGGGAUUGAUCGGUAAACCAAAGCUGGAGAUUUAUGUCGACGGCAGCAGCCUAAAAAACGGGAGAGCUGGUGCAAAAGCUGGAUGGGGUAUGUACUUUGGAGAUGAGGACAGCCGCAAUAGCAGUGGGCCUGUGACAGGUGAGCAGACAAACAACCGCGCAGAGCUAACUGCACUCAAACGCGCUUUGGAUCAUGUCAAUGACAAAGACAAAACCUAUGUUAUUCAUACCGAUUCGCAGUAUACACUGAGUGCAAUUAAUACAUGGGGUGAAUGGUGGGAAAAAAACGACUGGAAGCUCAGUUCGACAGGGAAACAGGUCAAAAACCAGGAUCUCAUUAAAGAUAUACGAACUACACUGAAAGCUCUCCAUUCAGAGGGAUAUGAUGUCGAACUGAGCAAAGUUAAAGGCCAUUCAGAUAUUCACGGCAACGAGCAAGCUGACCUUCUAGCUCGAGAAGGGGCUAGGAGGAGCUAG